AUGACAAAAGACAACAGCAGAAAUCUGGUACUGGAGGUGAAAACUCCUGGAGGAGUUUGAAAGACCUAUUGAACAUGACAGUUUUACAUGUACAGCCUCUGCUUGUGGUUCCCUUUCUGUGCUGAAUCACAGAAAUCACACACGGCGACUCAUCUGCAUUCUUAUUUGCCAUUUGAAAGCAAACAACAGCACAAUGUGUCAGUGUUCAGUGGCUGAUUCUAUUCAUGUAAAUAGCUCCAUUUUAGCCAACGGAGAGAGCCCUCUGCCGUCUCUUCCCAUUCAUCCAUUAUCAGCUGAGCGAUUCGUUUUUAUUUACUUUUCAGUUUUGCCGAACUCCCCUUUUCUCCCCUUGUUCUUUUGGCGGAGUUAAAAGCAUCUAAUACCGAAUGUUUAUUUCCCGAUGUAGUGUUGCUACUUAGAAUUUUUGGCUGCCUGGGGUGCAGAAACUAAUUUUGCAGUUGUCGUUUUCCUUUCCAGCACGAGAAAUGCAGCAAGCUGGAUAAAGUCAGGGAAAGAAAGAAAGAAAGAAAGAAAGAAAGAAAGAAAGAAAGAAAGAAAGAAAGAUGCAAGUCAGUGGCCAGCUGUAGCUUUAAGGGAUCCACCUUAAGGAAAUCCACCUCCUCCCGCCGCCGCUCUGGAGUGGGCAGCGUCACCGGGGAUGGCAGAGAUCAACUAAUAAAUGUGCAGCUGGAGGAAUCCGGAGGAGGCACCACGCGAAGCCCCGCGCGGAUCUGCAGAGCUGCUCCCAGGUAGAGGCGACCGGCUGGUCUCCAGCUCCUUCCUUGUCACCUGUCUAGCUGCACUAACCUUCUUCUGCCCUACCUUGCAACUUGACUGCAUGUUAAUCUCAGGGUCGUGGGUUCGAGCCCCACGCUGGGCAAAAAGAUUCCAGCCUUGCCGGGGGUUGGACUAGAUGACCCCGGGGGAUCCCUUCCAACUCUACAAUUCUAGGAUUGCUCCUCUCCUCUCUGAGAGUUGCCCCUCAUUUCUUCCCACUCCCCACUCCACGCUCGUUUUCUUUACUGAGGCUGCUGUCCUGUUGUCUGCGUUUCUUGCUUGCGCCUGUUGGGCUAUUAAUCAAACGGAUGUGCCAGAUGGGAUUUGCUGCAGGCCGUUUGCUCACUAAUCACACCGGAUCAGCCUUUUCUUUAUUAUUCUUCCUCCUCUGCUACCCCACCUUUCUGGUUUGCAAACCACAAGGGUGACCCGCCACCCAGCCAGAGCUGCUAAUACAGCCCAGAGUCCACCGGCUUCUUCCACCGCAUGGCUCCCAUAUCCAAAGCCACAUUAUAUAUUUAUCAUUCUCUCCCCCACCUUCCGUCUCCUUUACCCCUCACAUAAGCUGCUGGUUAAGAGACAUGGGUGCAAAAAGGCUCAGGCCAGUCUCUUGCGGCUUGUCGAACCACUAAUGUAUGUACUGUAGUUUUCUUUCCUUUAUUUUUUAAGUGGAAAGCCCUUGUUCAGUUCAGAUUAAAAUAAGGAUUACAAUAUUCUGUAGAAAAGCACUCUGAAACUAUUGAUGACUCAGCAUGGCUUUUGUGACUGGACAAUUAGAUGACACACAGACAACCUGCAUAUAUUUACUCAGAAAUCCAGCCUGCCAGUGAGACUUACUCCCAAGUAAGUGUGCACAGAAUUGCCAUUUUAAAACACUUUUAAACAAUUAGUUGUGCUGCACUGGUUUCUUGACAGUUCAGCCAGAUGAUUUGUUUGCCCCCCCCCCAUGUCACAACUCAGAUUUCAAAGUUCAAACAAUACGCUUAACAGACAUCUCAGCAGAACUGAUACUCAAACCGAGAAGUAGGAUAUUGACAGUAGUUCUACAGAUUUACUUCUAAACUUUAAAGUUCACCUCUAGCUGACAACUCUUGAUUCUCAGAAUAAUGUCCUCUUGCUGUAAUAAGAUAUUCAUUCAAAACAAAAAAGUUUGCAUGAAGUUUCACACAAAAGAAGAAAUACUAAACAUUUCACACUUUGUUACAUCGCUUUUCUGGAUAUUUGAAUGUACCAUUCUAUUUUAUUUACUUACAUAAAAAGUUAUAGCCACCUUUUCUAAUACACUUUUGUUACACGAGGCAGAUUAUAGCAAUUAAAACCGUAAUUUAAGAGCCACAAAUUAAAUAUAUAACAGCAAUAAGAGGGAACUUGACUAGAAGAACAACAUCAGAUUUGUCUGAAAAGGUCCUCCCUGCUAGAUCAUAAUGAGUAUGGGAGGAAGAGGUCCCCAUGGAAUCUUGGACCCAAGUCCUUUAGGAAUUUACAGAUAAAGAAACACCACUCCAAAUUUUGCCUGGAAACAAAUGGCAAACCAUGCAGCUGUUCUAGGUCAGAUGUAAUGUGAUCCUAUGGGCAAGUGCCCAUGAGCAUCCUUACUGCUGCAUUCUGAGGGUUCUGAAGCCUCUUCAAAGGUUGGUCCAUGGCAGUGACCAAGUCCAGCUGCAAUUGGACAUGUCUGUUUCCAUGACCAGAUCUGACCUCAACAGUAACAGCCUGCACAGCGGUCAAAGCUGAGCUGAGACACUCUUGACCAGGCUUCCUCAACCGCGGCCCUCCAGAUGUUUUUGGCCUACAACUCCCAUGAUCCCUAGUUAGCAGGACCAGGGAUGAUGAGAAUUGUAGUCUCAAAACAUCUGGAGGGCCAAGGUUGAGGAAGCCUGCUCUUGACCACUGGCACAUGGGCACCUAGGGACGAGGCUGAAUCCAGGAAUACCAACAGCCUGUGGACCUGAUUCGUCAGGGGGACUACCACCCCAUCGAGAACUGGUUGGACCCCUGUUCUAGAGUCCAUCACUUUCCUGAGCUAAAGCACCCCUGUCUUGUUUUGGUUAAGUCUCAGUUUAUUCACCCUUACCCAGCCCAUAUAACUAAUUGCACAUAAAUAAUAAAAUUGUGGUGGUGUUGGUGAUUAAGCCAACAGCUUCCUUGGUAGGUAAAGGAGCUGCAGUUCAUCACCUAUUGAUAACAAUGUACUCCGGAUCCUGGGACAGUCUCUCCCAGUUGUCCCUGGGGUGGGCCACCUGCAAUCCUAAAUCCACAUUUGCUCCUUGGCAUAAUUUCAGAAGCCCUCUGCAAGUCCUCAGGCCAGGCCUCUGGCAAGAGCAGUAGGUCCCUUCCCCCAGCAGCCAGCUGGCUGGGGAAGGCUAAGGCAAGAGAGAAAAGGGUUGGCUUCUGGACCCACCCACUUAAACCCCUCUGCCCCCACCCGCAGAGGAAAUUUAGCCAUCAGCACAUGGUUGAUGGCAUCAUGUGCCUCUGAAAGGUAUAUAGCCCAGGUGCAGGGAACCUCUAGCAAUCCAUGGGUAGGCAAACUAAGGCCCAAUCGCCUUCUAAAUUCCCAGACAGUCCGGGAAUCAGCGUGUUUUUACAUGAGUAGAAUGUGUCCUUUUAUUUAAAAUGCAUCUCUGGGUUAUUUGUGGGGCAUAGGAAUUCGUUCAUUUCCACCCCCAAAAUAUAGUCCAGCGCCCCACAAGGUCUGAGGGACAGUGGAUCAGCCCCCUGCUGAAAAAGUUUGCUGACCCCUGAACUAUACAGUACAAGCAAUGAAUAAGUCACUCUCACCCUGUUUUUCUCAGGCUUAGUAACAAAAAAAAAAAGCUUCUCUUAUGGCACAUUGGAGCGACCAGCCCAACCCAACCUUGCCUCUUUAGUAGCUGAGUUACAUGCUGGCACCGUGCAGAAAUGCUUUCCAGUUUUUUGUGGCGCUAACAAGUCUCAAUUUAGCAGCCUAAAACUGCUGACCUCUUAAACAGCUGCUGUUGGAUUUUAUUCCGAGGAAAACGUUUCGUUUUCAAAUGGUCAGCUUUGCUCUGAAAUCUAAAAUCCAACAGGCAAAAGUGGGGUGGGGGUGGUGUUUGUGUUGUUGGUGGUGGGGUGUCCAUCAAGGGAGGGCGGCUAUAUUACAGGCCUAAACUGGCUUGGAAGUUCCUCUGUAGCCCCAGAGAACCCUGGGAACUGUAGUCUCUGGGGAUGAUCUCUAACAAAAUUCCCAGCAGCCUUGCCAAACUAGAACCAGGAUUCUUUGAAGAAUUAAUCAGUUACAUAAGUGAGUGUGUGUGUGUGUGUGUGUGUGUGAGAGAGAGAGAGAGAGAGAGAGAGAGAGAGAGAGAUGUGUGUGUGGAUAUGCCCUGUGUGGUGACGCAGGUGGCACUGUGGGUUAAACCACAGAGCCUAGGACUUGCCAAUCAGAAGGUCGGCGGUUCGAAUCCCUGCGACGGGGUGAGCUCCCAUGGCUCGGUCCCUGCUCCUGCCAACCUAGCAGUUCGAAAACACGUCAAAGUGCAAGUAGAUAAAUAGGUACCGCUCCGGCGGGAAGGUAAACAGUGUUUUUGUGCACUGCUGUGGUUCGCCAGAAGUGGCUUAGUCAUGCUGGCCACAUGACCCGGAAGCUGUACGCCGGCUCCCUCAGCCAAUAAAGCGAGAUGAGCACUACAACCCCAGAGUCGGCCAUGACUGGACCUAAUGGUCAGGGGUCCCUUUACCUUUACCUCUGCCUUGUGUUGGCAACUUGGCUGUCCAGAUGUUGAACUACAGCUCCCAUCAUUUCAGGCCGUUGCCCAUGCUUGAUGAGGCUGUUGCAGUUCAGCAACAACUAGAGGUCCAGAUGUUCCCCCACACCUCAGUUAUAAAAUUGUAGGGUUCAAUUCUAUGGUCUCUGGGAAGAUGUCCCAGGGGCCAGAGGAAUUUUUGUUGCAAAGCUCUGUCUCCAUUGAUAGUGGGAAGUUCCCUUUCGGACACCUCGUGCUUGUCUCUGUGGUCAGAUCCACUGCUGUUGUUCCUCUGCUGUUGGUGAUCUGGUGGAGAAGGUAAAAAGCCGGUAUUCUGGGUUCAUGUUGGUGGUGGACCCAAAACCCUCCUAUUUCCAUGGCAAUGGGAAGAAAUGGACAUGGACCUUGGGACCAAUGUACUGUUUUUCCUCUCAGUGGGAGGAAAAUGGCUGCUGGGAUAGCUCAGCUGGAACACCAUGAAACUCUUAAUCUCAGGGUUGUGGGUUCGAGCCCCAUGUUGGGCAAAAGAUUGCAGGAGGUUGGACUAGAUGACCCUUGAGGUGCCUUCCAACUCUUAAAGUCCAUGAGCCUGGCAGGGCUUUGGGUCUGGUGGUUCAUCUCCCAUAGGAUGGCCUUUCCCCCACCUCCACAUGCCCAUCUGCACUUAGCCUCCAGCUGCUUAUAACAAAAAUUUAAAAAUCCAAAUAAAUAUCCAUAAAAACCAGCUCAAGGAAAAAACAUCAUUGAAACAAAAUCUAAUAAAUAGCUGCACUCCAUUGUUGAACUACUAAAAAUAAGUGACCAGAGGGCUCGUGGGAACAUAAUUGUGUUUGACUUUUGAAAGCAAAAAAUCCUGAACUUUAUCUCCAUCAGGGAUACUUGCAUUUCUGCUCUUUUUGUAAAUAGCAGCGUGUUGGUCUAACUUGGGCUGUUCUCCGUGGGUGGCAGCUCUUCAGCCACGUCCCUUAGACUACACAUCUUCAAUCUUUUUGCACCCAGGACCUGCCUCUAACUCCAGCCUGCAGCGCAGGAGCCAGUUUUAAUUUUGUAACAUGUACGUCUGUUUCUCUUAAGAACUAUGUAUGUAGAAGCAAACAGUAGGGCUGGGCGAUGUCUAGUUUUCAACGUCGUGAUAUAUCAUAAUGUCUGAAAUAAGGAUGGAACUAUGGAGAGGCGUUGGUUGGCUUCACAGCUUUCCCCGCAUUGUGAUUUUUUGCAUAGCACACAGACACACACAGAUCAUGAUUCGAGGGGUUUAAAUGUGGACUUCAAACUGGUUUUGGACGAUAUAUCACUACAUCACCCAGCCCUGGGCUUUUCUGCCCAACUUGGCACCAAUAGGAGGGUGUGGUGGGGAGAAGUUCUGAUCAUGAUUGAAGGUUGGGGGGCAAUGGUUACAUCUCACCUCCCUACAUGCUGUAGUCCCUAAUUCAUAGGAUCUGCCUUAUACUGAGUCGGACCAUUGCGCCAUCUAGCUCAGGAUUGUCAAUGAUGACCAGAAGCAGCCUCCAGGGUUUGGGGCAGGGGACUCCUGCCCCCUCUCACCAGUCCUACCUGGGGAAGCCACGGAUUGCUUGCAAAGCAGAUGCUCUCCCUCUGAGCUAUUACCAUUCGCCUCCCAGCAUUCAAAGUCGACCCCCGCCCACUCUCCUUUACUAUUUUUUAAAGAACCUUACAUGACCCUGCAGGUGACACGUUUACUGCCCCUGCAGUGUAGUCAGGCCUGAAGCAUCUAGGGCAUCUAAUGGGGAGCAAAGGUCAUCUCUCCUUGCCUCGUUUCACCCUUAAUUGCACAGUAGCUGGGUCUGCCGGGAAGAAAUAACCUGUGGCUCUCUGGUGCUUUGGCCAAAAGUGUUGAGAUGACUGGGCACUUAGCUCUUAAGGGUUCCAGGUUCACUUUCUAAAACAUUAAAAGGUACUUGGAAAAUUUAAAUUCGACUACUUCUAUUUUGCUUUUCCUCAUUUUGCCUUUACUAAUGCUGCUGCCCCAAUGUACCUUUGGAGAAACCUCUCCUUCCUUCCUUUCCUCCCUCCCUCUGUGCACACACUCUAAACUGGCUAUAUGCCUGGACUGGGUGAUUGCAUUUCUUCCUCUUUGUAUCAUUGUAAGUGCUAACAUGUCUACGUGCUGCCAAAGAGCAAGAGGAGAUCAGAAGCUGCUGGUACAAGUUGUUUAGCUCGAUGCCCGUCCACCUUUCACUCGGGUCAAAGGAAAUUUCAUCAUUUCAGUUUCAUCAUCUUGCGGUUCCCCUUCUUCUAACAACUGCAGGAUUGGACUCCAAAUCAUUUCUUGUAUCACUGCUAGCUCCCAUUUGAAAUCCAGUGUAAACUGACGCACUGCUAUGACUUCCUGCCAGGCAGUGAUCUAAUGGGACAAUGUCAGUAUUAUUUAAGGACCCAAAGCUGUUGCCAUUGUCAAGCUGCAUUUAAAUUUUUAUGGAUAGGUUCUUGGCUGAAAAGGCCUUGCUUUUUUAAAACACCUGGCAAAAGCUUUUGAUCUUAUGACAAAGCUCAAUAGUGAUGUCCUAUUUGUAUCUGUCAAACGGCAUUAAAGGAUUAGGGUAUCCUUGUUCUCCUAACUGCAUCUGGUCCUUUUGAUUAUUUUGCAUUUGAAGUAAAUAGCUGAUAUUUGUGACCUGGAGUAUCUGUGGCAGAUCUAGUGUUAUUGCCCCUAUAAAAGAUCAUGGCUUCAGAAGGAAGCUAAGCAAUAAACCUCCCGAAACAGAAUUCUUGUUUCCAUUUAAAAACAUAUCUAUGCACAAAGAAAGAGAAAUCUGUGUAACCAGACAGUGUCACUGUACAACUUUCCAUUUCUCUUAUGUUCCCAUAAAUCUGACAUAUCUUUCAAAAUGAAGCACUUAAUAUUAUGAAGAAAAGUAAUGAAAUCGGUCGACUUCUAACAUAGUUUAUGCAGCCAGAACGCAUCAGAACUCAGUUCUGGCACAUCUCAGGUGGGUGCCAUUGCCAUUAAAAGAGAACAAGGGAGGUCAUGAUGAGUUCUGGCACCUCUUUUUCUAGAAAAAAGUACAGUGGUGCCUCGCAAGACGAAAUUAAUUCGUUCCGCGAGUUUUGUCGUCUUGCGAUUUUUUUCGUCUUGCGAAGCACGGUGUCGGGAAAGUUUUGGAAAAGCUUCAAAAAUCACCAAAGUCUUUAAAAACCUCAAAAAAGGCUACCACACCGCGUUCUAUGAGUUGCUCCUCGAAGUCAAGUCGCAACUGUAUUAACGGUGUUAAGAAAAAGGAAACAAACUUGCAAGACGUUUCCGUCUUGCAAAGCAAGCCCAUAGGGAAAAUCGUCUUGCAAAGCAGCUCAAAAAACCCUUUCGUCUAGCGAGUUUUUUGUCUUGCGAGGCAUUCGUCUUGCGAGGUACCACUGUACAGAGUUUACUAAUGAGCAUUAAAUUUUGACCAGGUCAGGGUGUAGCUUCUGUGGAUGAGGGCUGUAUGAACUUAUGAGCUGUAUGGUGAUGGUUUGUUUGUUUUAAAGGUAAUGCUUUGGAUCCUAAUUUUCCUUCUAUGAAUAGAAUAGAGCUCACAUUUGUGGAAUGGAGAUUUUCCAUCUCCUCCUUCCCUCUGCAGCCCUGUGCACCUCUUUAUAAAAAAUUCUGCCACUGAAGGGGAUUGGGUGUGGGAGCCUCACGAUAUGGCGUAGGGGCUGCUGAUGGAGGAAUGAGUUGGUCAAGAAGGUAUCUACAUUCAGCAAGUUGCUCUGGGAAGCUUUGCAUUUAAUACACAUAUGAAGUGUUGUUUCAGAGGUGCUUUCCCAGAUGUGCUCUCUUCAAAUUAUAGUGACAUUUUAAAGAUUGCCUACCAAACCCUGAAACCCGUCACACGCUUGAAAACAAAAACCUAGUAGCCAGCAGCGCUGGCAGUAGGGGACACACCUUAAAAUGGAGACUGUGUGUUGUCUAAUGACGGCACCAUGAUCCAGGCUGAUGAUGGGACACCCUCACAAAUAACCAGGACAUGUGAUGCAUGAUGACAUCUGCUGGGACAACAAUGCCCCCUGUUGCGUGGGCAGCAGAGCCAAAGUUAACACUGACCAAGAGGGAAAGCAAGGUGACAGGAGGCGUUGCCAUGAUGAAAGAGAUCGUUCCUCUCCUGCUAGGAAACCUGGGAUGUGUGGUCUUCGUAACCUGUAGCUGGCUUUUCAUAAGGCAGCCAGUCAAGGCGUAUCAAGCCCAAAGCUGUUAGCAGCUACAGAAAGUGAUGUGAGGGGUGGCUGUGGCAUUUGCUCCCUGCCACACCAUUCUUGCUGCAGAACAAAGAGCUAAGUAGGGCACUUGACACCUUGUCACUGUGAAUCUCAAUCAGAAACACUUCUGGUUUCUGGAAGUCCUACAACUGGAAGAGCAGGACCAGCUGGGGACAUUUUGCUGCCUGGUGUGGAACAGCAAAUGACACGCACCACAGAGACACACAGAGUUAAGUAUCCCAGGCUGGUAAAGCUAUUGUGACACCUGAGGUAGAACACCUCACAAGUGCCUCUGUCCCUCCCAAGCAGUAAAAAUACAACAAUAAUGAACUCGGUGUCUUAACAAGUUUUUGCCUUUGCAUGACAUCCAGAAUCAGCUGGCCUAAGGUGGCCUUCGGUCUCUGUGAGCUUUCAAAAAAAGAAAGCGAAAGCUGAAAUUGUUAGGAAGCUAAAUUUUGCUCCCGAAACCAAAUCCUGCACUUUAUCUCCUCCUGCCUUUGUGAUGAAGUUAUCAACGGCUCAGGACUGCAACACCUCAAGGACCGCCACUGUUCAUAUGAACCUACCCGAACCCUGAGAUCAUCUUCUGAGGCCCUCCUUUGUGUGCCUUCUCCACGAGAGGUCCAGAGGGUGGCAGCACGAGAACGGGCCUUCUCUGCAGUGGCUCCCUGUCUGUGGAAUGCUUUCCCCAGGGAAGUUCGCCUGGCGCCUUCAUUAUACACCUUUAGGCCCCAGGCAAAAACGUUCCUCUUUAACCAGGCCUUUGGCGAAUUGACAUCCAAUGCCCUUUAAAAAUGGGGGGGCGUUAUUGGGUUGUUUUUGUUUUUAUUAUGUCUUUUGUGUUUUUAUAUUGUGAUUUUGUGUUGUAACUACCCUGAGACCUACAGGUAUAAAGCUUAAAUUAUUAUUAUUAUUAAUAACAACAACAAUAAUAAUCUCUCUUACCCUGCCACCACCAUUUCUGCUAAUAAUCUAUUCAUGCUAGUACUAUGCCUUAUAAUUUAGCUGUAAAACAUCCUUAGGAGAGCGAUGACUAACGUGAGCAGAGGUACGACAACUCCCUAUCCUGUUUCAUUAUGAAUUGUUUCCAGCAUGGCAAUAGAUUUGACAUUAGUUGUCGAAGCAUGAUGGUGUUCCUAUUCUGAGCCACUACCUUGAGGUGUUCGUUCCUUCCCUCGCAUGCCGGGCAUAUAAUUGGGACGGUGCUGCUGUUCGCAUUCUAGCAACACCUCCCUUCAUAGGACUGUUUUUAGCAAUCAACUAAAGGGCAGAAUUCACUGGGGCUUUGUGAACUUUGGUCAUUUUGGUAUCUAUCUUUGAGAGAGAAUCUCAUCCUGUUCCCUGAAAUGAUUUCAACAAAUACUGCUUCCAAAGCCUUUGACCUUCUUUUUCUGGCUCGGUGUCCUUGCUAUUUGAAGGGAGAGCGACUGUUCCUUUGUUUAAGGGAAAUGUGAAACUGAAGUCUGUGGCGAUAGGGUCAUCGUCGAAGAACUAGAACUCCACCUUGUGGGACAGUGUGAGCUUCCAGGUACCUACAUACUUUUAGAAGGCUACUUGCAUCUCUGAUGCAAACUCACCCAACAGUGGCCUUGGGCAAGACUCCGUCUCUCAGUCCAAACAUCUGCAGUAUUUCUGUUCCCUUAUAUAGUAUCGAGAGCAUGCCUAGCUCUUCACAGAGCACCAUAAGCAAAGCAAAACUAAAACAAUCCCUGACAGAUUCCUCCUUCACCUGCUAAAAUUAUUUUAGCUAAAAUGCACAGAAGAAAACAUGAAGAAGAAGAAAUUGUUGCUCAAUAAUGAUUUAUCUCUAGUAAAUAAUUAGCUUUUGAAUUUAUUGGGAAUCCGAUGGUGUGGAAAGGACAACAGUUAAAACAAUGGUGAACCACAUGAGAUGCAUUUCAUCAACUACAGUUCAGAAUCCAUUUUAGGACUUGCUCAAUGGCACUGUUUUGAAUUAUUUAAAAUAUUUUGAUAUGGCUAGUCAUAAGGAAAUUACAGUGGUUCACAGCAAUAAUACAUAAAACCAUGCAGUAAAAAACAAUAUAAAAUUUUAAAUUAGAGAUCAACUAUUAUACCAGGAUAUUUUCUUAAUUGCCAGUACAGGCGGUGACCAUUUUGCACGAGGGUUCUGUUCCCAAGCCCCUGCGCAGAUCGGCAGAGCAUACAUAAGCGGCUCCUGCUCCAUUAUGCCCUGUCCCCAUUCCGCCCUCUUCUGGGUCCAAAAGGACCUGUGCAUCAGUGAUUGUGUGUCAAUUGGAUGUGCCUAAAAUGGUCGCUGCCUGUAUACACUUGGCAGUAUAGAAAAGUUUUAAAGCUUAAAGCAGAAAGUGCCUGCUGAAUCUCUGUUGGCAGAGCAUUCCAUAGGACUGGGCCAAUAAAACUAAAUGUUCUGUUUCUUUUUUUUUUUUUUUAAAGCAAUUUAUUGGGUUUUACAAUAGGAAUAAAUGUAAUAAACAAAAUAACAUUCGUCUUGACAUAGUUUCACAUUUUCUUUGGACUUCCUCACAUCUCCCGCUCCCACCUUCAUCAUUAUAACAUUUUGUCAGCAAUUUAUCAUCUUAUUUAAAUUCUUAUAUCUCUUCGAUAUUUCAUAAUCUUAAAGUUCUCAUAAAGAGUUAAACUUUCACAGUUUUACUUAUUUUCUUAAAAACUUCUAAGUUAAGUGGUGCUCAGUUAUUUAGUCUAGCAUCUUACUCAGCAUUCAGUCAAAUCACAAUGUUUUUGUAGGUAGUUCUUAAAUUUCUUCCAAUCCUCCUCGAUUCUCUCUUCUCCCAGGUCACGGAUUCUGCCAGUCAUUUCAGCCAGUUGCAUAUAGUCUAUCAGUUGCAUCUGCCAUUCUUCCAGUGUGGGUAAAUCUUGAGUUUUCCAAUGUUUUGCGAGUAGUAUCCUUGCUGCUGUUGUUCUAAAUGUUCUGUUUCUUAUUACCAGAUGAGCUUCACCAAGUCAGGGGAUAACCAGCUACACACCCGCAGAUCUCAGUAAUCCAGCUGGGAUACAAGUGUUCAGGCAGUUACUAAUAUACCCUGGACCUAAACUGCAGCCCCACAGAGAGAGCAUUGCAGUAAUUUAGUCUCAGAGUUACCAGUUAAUGGACUGCAGUGGUCAUGCUAUCAAUAGCUCCAGGAACAGCCAUAGCUGGUGAGCCAGACAGAACUGGUAAAAGGUACUCCAGUAACAGAGGACACUUGGGUCUAUAGCGACACACUUGCUCCUUCAGAGGGAGUGCGACCCCAUGCUGAACAAGUAACCUGCAUAUAUAUCGGACAUGAGAACUACCCACCCAUAGAGCCUCUAUCUUCCCAGGAUUCAAACACAGGGUAGUCUACACACAGGGGAAAAACCACUAUAAAUAAGUCAGAAAUUAUAUUGCUAUAACAAAAGGAAAAAAAACCCUAUGGAAAACCGUGUUUAAAAAAUUUCUGCUCUCUAGCGCCAUCUGGUGUUGCGUGUUUAUAGUGCAGUUGAAUCAUUGCUUUUUUACUAAUGUAGCUGAGUCCCCAUCCACCACUGCAUUCAGCCAAUAAUCCAAAGCUUUCACAACCUCUCCUGGUUCAUAUGUUAAUAGAGAUGUGCAUCAUCAGUAUACUGAUGAAACCUUGAUCUAAAACUUGCAAUGAGUACUCUCCAGUGAUACUCUCUGCGCACGGCCUGAAGAUAUGAAUGGAAUGACCAUAAGACAGUGCUUCCGAUACCCAUCCCACAGAGUUGACCUAGGAGGAUGCCUAUCAUGGGAUCAAUGGUAUUGAAAGUUGCUGAGAGAUCAAGGAUAAGUAACUAGGUCAUCUCUCUCACAAUAAAGAUCAACUCUCAGGGCGAGCAAGGUGGAUUCAGUUCCAAAACCAGCUAUAAACCCAGAUUGUAGUGGAUCCAAUUAAACAGUCUCAUCCAGGAAUACCUACGGUUGCUCCACAACCAUCCUCUCCACCAGCUUUGUCAAGAAAGGAGUGUUGGCAGUUGGCAAUUGGUUUAUAGUUAUUAUGCACCACUGAGCCUCUUGGGCUUGCCGAUCGGAAGGGCGGUGGUUCAAAUCCCUGCAACGGAGUGAGCUCCCGUUGCCUGUCCCAGAUCCUGCUAACUUAGCAGUUCAAAAGCACGCCAGUGCAAGUAGAUAAAUAGGUACUGCUGAGGUGGGAAGGUAAACGGUGUUUCCGUGCGCUUUGGUUUCCGUCACGGUGUUCCGUUGUGCCAGAAGCAGUUUAGUCAUGCUGGCCACAUGACCCGGAAAACUGUCUGUGGACAAACGCCAGCUCCCUCAGCCAGAAAGCGAGAUGAGCACCGCAACCCCAUAGUUGCCUUUGACUGGAUUUAUCUGUCCAGGGGUCCUUUACCUUUUACCUAUUAUGCACCAUUGGGUUUAGAGUAGGCUUCUAAAGAAGUGGAUACACAACUGCCUCUUUAAAGGCAAAGGGUAACACCCUAUGAUGCCAAGUUUUCUUGUUUUUUACCACCAAUCAGCCAACCCACUCCAUCUAGCUCUAAUAAGCCAGGAUAGACGAGGAUCUAAAGAGCAGGGGAUGGCAGGAAAGAAGUCUUAAAUUUUUUUGCAGCUGCUCAGAGUGGUCUAUUGGGAAUUGUUCUGUGUAAUGAGGCCCUGUUACAUCAAGGCUAUAGGGAGUUACAGAGAACUGUUUGGUAGUCUUGUGUGACUGGCUGGCAAAAACACUCUGCAGAUUUUUGAUUUUUUUUAAGAGGGAUGAUAGCUGUGUUGUUUGUCCCAUAAGAAAAAUAUCAAAAUCUAUUUUAGACAAUACCUCUAUUAGCCCAACCCAGAUUUCACAAAGUUGUGUGUAAGCUUUCUAAGUUCUACAGAACUCUUCCUAAGGCUGGAUUAUUAUUAUUAUUAUUAUUAUUAUUUAAAUGGAAGAGUCUUAAGAUGGAGGAGGCAGCAGACAUGCAAAUGAGCUAUCCGAUUGCACCAAGACUGGUUGGGAAGGUGAAACACGGAAAAUACAAAAGAACUGCUGUUACUCAAGUCUGCCCCCAUCCUUAGGUGAAACACACAGGUUCCUUGGCAAGUAGAAAAAAAGGAGAAAGGAGAAACUAGGCCGAUAAGGUUAAUUAUUUUUGUAUGCAGCCAAAUGACGUGAAUAGAGCUUUUAAGAGAUGUGAGGUCAUGACCUGAUCCUUGGCCAUCUUAGCUGAAUUUGGGCAGCCAGAGGUGAGUUGGCUGAUUUAGAUAGUGAGGCUAUAAAGUUCUAAGUGGAAGAAAAAGAUUGCUGAUUUAAAAAAAAAUUGUUAGGGAAAAGAAUGAUUGGGAAAGAAGUCUAAUGCCACCACUUAAGCUCUGCUCUCACAGCCAAAAAUCGAAGGCCAAUGACAACCCAUUUGAAAACAACACUUUAUUUGCUUCAACAUCCUCCUCCCACAUCACUGUGAUUGAGUGCCCUGGGGAAAUAAUCCACUGUGAUUAAAAUCUGGACCUGCCCAUCAGAAUGAAAAAAGUCUCCCCCCACUUUCCACCCCUUCCCUCUCCACCCCCUCUCCUCCAAGAUUUGGGUGUUUCCCCACUCAAAACGGAAAAAGACAGGAGAAGGUAGUGUAUUGGGGGGGGGGACCAGCAAAGGAGCUACUCAGAAGGUUGGGGACUCCCUGAUCUACCUCGACAUGGUGUGAUUAAACUCGGGGACAUGGAAAUCUGCUGCACACCACCCCAAUUUAUCUUGUUAUUUGGGGUGCACACACAGAGAGCUGUUGGACAUUCCUGCCUGACAGGUGCUUGCUAGACAACCCUCGUUGUUGUAGUAAAACCAGGAGAUUUGUCAAAGCCUUGGUAGGCCAUUGUACAUGGCAGGGGCGCCAACUCCUGGGGGCCCAUCCUUUUGGCCCCCCAAUGUUCCAAAAAAUCAGGGCCCAGCAUGGAGCAGCUUCAAUAGCCAACUCCUCCUCCUGCCAUGGAGGGGAAGGAGGGAGGAAGCAGGUAGUGGCAGCAGGAGCAGGAGCUUCAGGCCAUUGGAGCCACAUUCCUGGCUCCUCUGAGGUCCUGAUGUGACAUUGGGAUGUUUUAUGUGUGCCAUCAUGCGCAACACCAGCCCCUGCACCUCUGGAACAUGGGUGCUGGGUUGCAUUUGGUUUGGUAUUGGGCAGGUUUUUUAGGACUGUUCUGUCCCAAGAUGCAUUCAUUCUGGUGUGUUACAGGAGAAAGAAAACCUUCUGUAUAAAAAAAAGGUCACAACUACACUAUAAAUUUAAAGCACAUUUAAAGAAACUUUAAGGGUGCUGGGAAUUUUAGCCCUGUGAGAGGUAAACAAUGGCUCCCAGGAUUCUUUGGGGGAAAGCCAUGUGCUUUAAAUAUAUGGUGCAGAUGAAAGCCUGUGUGGUGUAGUGGUUAGUGUGUUGGACUUGGGCCUUGGAGACCAGGGUUCAAAUCUCCACUCAGCCAUGAUGCUCACUGAGUGACCUUGGGCCGGCCAUUGAUGCUCAGCCUACAGGGUUGCUGUGGGAUUAAAUGAGAAGGGGUGAACCAUGUAUGCCACCUGGAGCUCCUUAGAGAAAACAUCGGAUAUAAACACAAUAAAUAUGGAGCCUAUGGACGGGGUGCUAAACACGAGAGGCCCCCGAUGCACACACAGUGUGCAACAUGAUGGAGGCCGGCUCCAUUUUCUCCAGUACAGUGGUACCUCAGGUUACAUACGCUUCAGGUUACAUAUGCUUCAGGUUACAGACUCCACUAACCCAGAAAUAUUGCUUCAGGUUAAGAACUUUGCUUCAGGAUGAGAACAGAAAUCGUGCUCUGGUGGCGCGGCGGCAGCAGGAGGCCCCAUUAGCUAAAGUGGUGCUUCAGGUUAAGAACAGUUUCAGGUUAAGUACGGACCUCCGGAACGAAUUAAGUACUUAACCCAAGGUACCACUGUAUCUAAGAAGCCUCUGCAUGAACAUUGAAGAGAAUGAGGCCUUCAAGGAGGGUCAAGCCUCCGAGGGAGGAAGUUGCCUCAGGCAGCUGACUGAGGCUGUCACAAAAGGGAAGGAAAUAGUUAUUCAAUUUGUUGCUGAUGGUGGGUUGUUUGUUUGUUUGUUUUACCAGGGAUAGGGGCUUGGUGUAUUUUUCUGCCUCAGUUGACAAAAUACCUUGACUGACUUAGGGGCUAUAUACCCCUUGGUUUGGGGCAGGGAACACCAUUGGCUGCUCACCUCAGGCAGCAAAAUAACCUGAGGCCUGGCUUCCCAAGCCAGGGGGCAAACUCCUAAGGUUGUGCAGCCUUAACAUUUCAAACGCGAUAUGUUUUAAAACAGGGGUGCAGUCCCUCUUCCUUCCCCUUUAUUUCUUCUCCUCACUUUCCAGAAAUCCUAGUCGUAUGAAAACAGAACCACACAAUGUUGCAUUUAAUGCUCUCUCUUUCACACACAGAGUCACAGAAACACAUUUGACAUAGGUCAGGGACUGUACACUAGGGAAGCCUUGAGAACGAUGCUAUUGACAAGUGAGUAUAUUGACCAGAGGUUCCUUUUGAUGUGGUUGUUGUUUAAGCGGCUGACACGCUUAAAAACGACAUCCUCUUCAUUAUCUUAGAAAAGUGGCUUUGAGUCUGAGGAGGGGACCUGAGGAGUCUAGAAAGGUCUGCUAACCUCCCAGGGGGGGACUAUAUUAGACCUCUGAGUCACAGAGGUUUUGCAUAGCCGGUGUUUGGUUACAAGCCUUUUAUGGGCUCCCUCAUCAGGGAUAUCAGUAUCCGCAUUAUAACUCCUAUCUAUUCUUAGGUGACACUUCGGCAGGACUGACCAGGCAAGAGACAAAAAAGAUCUUUAUUUUUCUGCUUUAAAUUGAAAGAGAGCGAGCGAGAGAAAAGACUAUCUCCUUUUUUAAAAACCAAAAUACCCACCUGUGUCCCCCCCCUCCCUCUGUUUCACAGAGCUUCUGGGGUUCCUGGCGUAAAAGAGAGAUAA
Messenger RNA from Podarcis lilfordi (Lilford's wall lizard), 16559 nucleotides. NCBI's taxonomy places the organism in Eukaryota, Metazoa, Chordata, Lepidosauria, Squamata, Lacertidae. The record is from the annotation of a GenBank genome assembly.